Messenger RNA from Eruca vesicaria subsp. sativa (arugula), 270 nucleotides. NCBI's taxonomy places the organism in Eukaryota, Viridiplantae, Streptophyta, Magnoliopsida, Brassicales, Brassicaceae. The record is from the annotation of a GenBank genome assembly.
AUGAGCGAUAUAAGCCAGAGACCUCGUGAGGUUCAUCUUUUCAAAUGGGUCGACGAAGCCGUCACAGAUGAGAUUACGAGGAUUGGUUGUAAACAUGAUGAUCUUGCCAAAAAUGUUACCCAUCUACGUAACACCUACGAGGCGCAAACUGGUGUUCAAGAGACAACAAUUGUCAACAAUGAAGAGGUCAUCCAACCAACGGUCAUUAACGAAGAUUUUAUUAAAACCUACGAGAUGCUCUGGUUUUAUGGGAACGUCUAUUCUCACUGA